Messenger RNA from Bursaphelenchus xylophilus (pine wood nematode), 3512 nucleotides. NCBI's taxonomy places the organism in Eukaryota, Metazoa, Nematoda, Chromadorea, Rhabditida, Aphelenchoididae. The record is from the annotation of a GenBank genome assembly.
AUGCAAAACAAUGACUUGCACAACGAGUCAGAAGCAAAGUUACUCCCAGCCGAAUCUCCAUCUGAAAAAUCCGAGAAGUUUGAGCUGACAUCUGAUUCAGUUUUAAAUUCCUACGGCAAUCGAAAUGCAUAUCAAUUAUUCGUAUUUAUCUCUAUGGCCUUGUGCUGGUGCUGGACUGCAUUCCCAGCAAUGGUCAUCACUUUUGCAGUCGGUGACAUUUGUAUGAACAAAACCGGGUGUAAACUCACACCGGGAAGCAUAAUCGAGGAUGUAAGUGGUAUGAUUAAAAAAAUCAAGCUUAAAAUUAUUAAGGAAUGAUUAAAACCCUCAAAUUUAGAAGGAUCAGUUUACAUCUAUGAAAUAAUUUCAGUUUCACUUAAUCGGCGCUGACUCUUACAAGGCAGAAAUUGCAAUUACAAUCUCAACCAUUGGUAACUUAUUUGGCUCUACUGUUUUAUCAAGGCUUUCUGAUAUGUAAGUUAGCUGUAGCGCCUCAUUUGGCCGGGUUGGCUUGUUAGUUAUGUAGGGAAAAUUGGGAAAGAAAUGAAGCUGCCUAAAGGAGAAAUGGCAAAAUUUCUUGAAGCUUUCAAAUGGGGCAGCUAACCAGUGACACGCUUGGCGACAUGGUUUAAAACCACCUUUUCAGGAAAGGCCGUCGCCCAGUAUUAAUAUCCAGUUUAUUUCUUCUCGGCCUCCUUGGCGUAUUGUCAUCGUUUUCUCCUAAUAUUUAUGUGUUUGCCUUUCUUCGGCUAAGCCAAGGAGUAUUCUCAUCAGUGAGUUUGAUCACAGAGCUAAAGAGCAAAAUGUACCAAAAUUUUUAGGGAAUCGCCUCAUCCAAUUGGGUCCUAGCUUAUGAAUCCACUUCCAUGGGUCUCCGCUCCUAUUCUUCGCUGGUUUUCGGCUUGGUUUGGGUCGUCGGCUAUGUCCUUGUAGCUCCUUUAUGCUAUUAUGUCACUUAUUGGCGACAUCAAAUCUUGGUUGCCUCAUUGCCUUGUGUAAUCUCGGCCAUAGUUUACUACUUUACAAUUCCGGAAAGUUUUCAUUUUGCUGUUUCGAACAAUCAAAAAGAAACCGUGAAAAGAUGGUAUUCAAAAAUGAAUGGAGGCAGAGAAAAUGGUAGAAAGAUGGAAGAAGUCGAUUUCUUAAUUGAAGAGCAUUUAAAUGACAAAAACGCAAACGAAAAAGAUGGGGAAAACAGCGGAUUAUUCAGUGCGUUGUGGAGAAAGAAGAGCUUCUUGGUGUACUUGCUGGUCAUUUCGUAUGUUUGGUAAGUAAUUUAUAGCAAUUCACUGGUUAAAUGGCUGUAUUUCGGGGAAAAGAAUGCCAUAACAAUUGUUGAAUAUUGAGACACAGCCGAGAUAUCAGUUCGUCGGGAAAAUAAUGUGGACUUGUUGCAGUAAAAUAUCUAGCUUUGUCGCAGUUGCUCAUCAAAUCUCCGGCAGCGGCUAGCCAUCACAAAGCAAUAAUGGGAAGAUGCGACAAAUCCACAUUAUUUUCCCGACAGACUGAUAUUUAUAAAAAAUUGGCAUUGACUUCCAAUUUGGGGUCCGUGUUUCAGGGGCCCUAGUUGUAAGCACUUACAUAUAAUGGCAAAAUAAGUAUACGAUUGCUAUGUCUGAAACUAAGAUAGAUUCUUGGACGUAUUACACGUGUGCAUAAUUGAUCACUUUAUUUUUGUACUGUAACAUAAUAGGGCAAUCAAAAAUAUUUGUCUAGAUUUCACUGACGACCGUUUAAAAUCUGCACAAAAAGAUUAGAACCAAAAAAGACGGCGUUUAAUUCAACCCAGAUUUAAAUUGACCGUCAGUUGGUACAUCUAUAAAAAAUUUUUCCUUAAUUUUUAAAUUCUUCUUUUUUUCUGAAAAGGCCAAUCUUCCGGGUUAGCCUGGGACCAUGUCUACUUUAGUCCGAGCGAAGUCUCAUCCAAAUCUGCAAGUCAGACCACUACAGUUCUCCAUAGAAAAUAUUUUUUUUCAGGAGCUCCGAUUCCUUCGUCUACUCCGGGCUUUACCUCAUCUCCACAACCUUGGCGGGCAACAAGUUUUGGAAUUUCGCCCUCACCGGAUUCGCCGAGAUCCCCUCCUACAUUGUCUCGCCUUAUCUUCUAGAAAAGAUGGGCCGGAGGGCAUUUGUUUCCGUAAUGCAUUUACUCACUUCGCUCGCAUUUAUUGGCACGAUUUUUAUUGAUCACGAGAAUGCUUCUUUCGGCUGUUGGUUGAUUGGGAAGUUUGCGAUUUCGUGCGCAUAUACCGCAAUUUUUGUCUAUUCUUCGGAAGUUUUUCCAACGGUUUAUCGAAGCGGUUGCAUUGGCAUAUGCAUGUUCAUCAGCUGCUUUGGAGGCGCGGCUUCGGGGAGUGUGAGGAGCAUGGUGAGUUUUUGUUAAUUUAAAGGUAAAAUACGCUGUAUGGAGCUAAUUCAAGACUUUUUUGCGUCUGAAGAAAUAAAACUUUGCAAACUAUUUGAUUACUAAAUACUCCCUAAUUUUCAGAAUGUAGUUUCUCCAAAUUUGCCGAACAUUUUCUUCGCUGGCGCGGCUCUGUUGGCAGCCCUUUUGACCUUGCUUUUGCCGGAAACUCGAGGGAAACAAUUGCCCGAUAGCACAGCAGAGGUUGAAGGUUUGAGUAUCGAAAAGGAAUCGGGAUAAUUGAUUUGUAAAUAAUUCCUAUUUGGCAAUAAAUUUUGAGAUUUCUGGUCUAAUUUUUCCAAAAAGUUUCAGUUUUUUAUUUUUCAAAAAACUUUUUAAAAAAGCAUUUUAAAUUUUUUUUCAUUUUUACCAUUUUCCACUGCCAACCGGUCAAAUGAAUCCCUUAUUUUUCAUCUUCUCCUUGGCUAUGUUGUUCAGUUUUGCAGUAGAAAAGCGAGAAUCUGCAGGACUGUCAAAGAGAUUUCUCGGCAACUGGACUGUGGCCUAUGAUGAGAAUUUCGAUGAGUAUUUGUAUGCACAGGAAUACGGCUACUUUCUCCGGCGGCUCUUUCGAAUGGUCACAAUCUCCAAGUCCUUUCAGGCGGUCAAGGGAACUAAUGAAAGAGGUAAGUGGAAAGCCACAUUUCUAGAGUAAUUUUUUGGGUCUCGGUGGUCAAUUUUAGGCCGAAGUAAACCUCGAUACAAUGAAGACCCUCUAUAACAAAUUUUUUUUUGCUAUUUAAGAUUUUUUGUAGAGAGAUUUGAGUGUCUCUCCAGAUCAAUAAACCACCAAUUCUAACACCUUAUUCUCCCCUUUUCAGACCCUCCAAAAUACAAGUACAAGCUCCGCGUCGGCAGUCACACCAUCAACUGGGAAUUCGAAUUGGAUAAAGAAUUUAUCGGCGAGUACUUGGAUGGAAAUAAUCACAAUGUUACCUUCUCAUACGACAACUCAACGAAAAUCUUGAGAGAAACUCAAAUCGCUAGUGACAAUCAAUAUAACCUGAAGCCGACUGUCUUCGAAUAUAGGAUUGUCAAAAAAAUGAUGAGAAUGAAAUUCCCACAUGAUCAAUUCAAGGUCUACAAGUAUUUUAAAAAAGAUGAAUAA